Molecule: messenger RNA, 3454 nt
Organism: Ficedula albicollis (Collared flycatcher)
Lineage: Eukaryota; Metazoa; Chordata; Aves; Passeriformes; Muscicapidae
Exons: 5
Coding region: 418-1227 (269 amino acids)
Source: RefSeq, a predicted model, not a curated record
CCGCCGGGCGCUGAGCGGGCGGCAGCGCUGCCAUGAGCGGAGCUCUGCCGUCCCGCAGUGAGCGCUCCGCGCCCAGUGUCUCUUGUCCCCUGCAGCACGCUGCCCGCCGGUACCUCCCUCCUUUCUGAAGCGUAACUGGGGAGGGGGUGGAAGGCAGAGGAAGUUUGGCGUUCAGGUUUUUUCUGUAGGCUUUGGAGAGGGAUCCCCGGUGGCUGGCAGCGCGGAGGGCGGCAGGGCAGGGUGCGCUGGCGGAGGGGAAGGGGCACAGCUGGGAGCGGCUGUGCGGAGCCCUGCCCGCCGCCCUGUACCUGGGGUGCUGGAUGCGAGCUCCGCCGAGCGCAGCGGCAGCGGCGCGGCAGAUGCAGAUGCGUGCGUGUGUGUGUGCUUAACCCUUUCUUGGCUCCUCGGAUUUGUACCAUGCUGAAGAUCCUCACCAAAAAGCUCAGGAACCAGACUUUGAACGAAAUUCAACCUUUCCAGCUAAAGAUCUCCUAUCCCCCAAGUGAUGAGGACAGCGAUGACUCUGAGGGAGAGAACCAGGAACUUGCUCAGAUCGACAGAGAGAGAAGACGGAAUUGUGCCCUGACUCCUCUGGCUACCAACCAGCUGCAGAACCAGGAGAACCAAUGCUGCAAGGUUCGGGCCCUCUUCCAUGCCGGCCUUGACCGGCACAGCUCGGAAGAGGAGCUGGAGCGCAUCAACCGGGAGUUUGCCGCGGAGAAGCGCAAGUGGUCGCAGGUCAGCCGGCUCGCGCGCUGCAGCGACGGCAGCACCACCUCCUCCAGCGACGACGAGGUGAAGACCUUGUGCGCCGUGUCCGUGGCAGAGCAGGGCGAUGGCCUGCACGCCAGCCCCAGCCCCGUGCUCUUCAGUGCCUCCCCUCCCAAGAGACUGCAGCCCCUGGUGCGCGGCCCGGCCUCCGCGCCCUUCAUCCUCACCAGCGUCGGGGCGGGCCUCGAGCAGGUCAUGCCUUGCAAGAGACAUCGGCAAGGAUGUGGGGAUAAGGUCAGCAGGCCCAGCCUUGACCUGGAGAAAAUGCAGCAGAAGAUGCUGCUCAAGAAGAAUUGUGGAGCGAAGACUAGAGUAAUUAAAAUUCAUAGCAUCAGCGGAGGCCGCCCGCCACCUCACUUUAUGUAUGACCCCUCCACUUUUGCCUUCCGUUCCCUCAGCACCUUGAAGCCGCUGAGCCCAAUAGCUCCGGUGGAAGAACCGUCAUGUGCCUACUGAAGGAGUUUCUCCAAAAAACCUCAGGAACUGUCCACCAGUGUCCUGCCUGGCAGGGAGAGGAGGAGGUGGUGAUACCCAAGGGGAGGGGUGGGAGAAGAAGGGGCAAUGACACAUCUUUGCAAUGCAGCUGCUCUGGCAGGAGGAAGCCAAUGGCUUGGCAGCAGUGCCUGUUCUCGUACCACUGAUGGACCCGAGCAGUGGCAAAGGGAGUGAGUUUUGUCUUUCAGGGCAGAGCAAACCAGUCAGGUCCACAAGCCGCAAGAACUGCCACCAAGGCAGUGUCAAACAUGAGCAUGGUGGUAACUGAAGGUGUCCAGGAGGUGUUCAGGGGGGAGUAUCACCUGCAUGGCAGCAGGGAUGAAUGAUCAAGCUGUGAAACCAAAUCCAGUCAGUUUCCCAAGGAUACCUGGGUCUUCAGUGCUUUGCUAUAGACCUAACGCUUCUCCUACUUAGAAGUGAGCUCAGGAUUGGAGAAAGAGCCUAUACAGAGCUGCUUGCAAAACAAGAAGAUCCCUUUCUGAGAGUGUUGUAAUUGCAUUUGCAUCAAGCUCUCAAGUGGAAAACCCUAGGACAGGGAGGUGUGUGGAGGAGUAACUGGCAUAUUUAGCUGUGCAUUCCAGAUGAUCUGCUGGCAGUUCAGUGAUACUGUCCAAAAAGAGAUUGAAAUGGGAGAGUGAGACAUCCAUAUGUAGAUCUGGGGUUAGAAUAAAAUGCUAGAAUUGGAAGGUCUGUGUUGAGCUGUGCAGGAAAAUGCGGCACCCACCUUCAGUCCUCUCAGCAUCAUCAAAGAGAAGAACUUGGGGGUGUCUGUGUGCUCAUGAAUUUCCUCUCUGCUGAGGCAGUGUGUGUUCUGGGGUACGUAACACUUCUCCAUAGUGUUGUCCCACUGCAUCAUGGUGGAGGUAACUGGUACCACCAAACUCAAACCAAUUUAAUGUCUCCAGCAAGCUUUCCACUCCCCUUGUUUAGGCUAGCUGCUAAGUUCAGGUAUACUCUUCUGGUAUGAGUGGAACAAUAUUCCCAGAUGAAGCAAGGAGUGGGAGCAGUUGAUUUCGUGGCUGUUGGUGGAAGAAACAGGAGGGCAGUUUGAGUGAAGGUGGGGGAUAUGCCUCCAUAGACAGUUCUGAGGUUGUUGGGACCAUGUUAGGCCUUGCUAUCACAGUGUUUGGGAUCUGUUCUCAAGGCAUUGUGUAUGUUUUGUGCCACAAGGCAGGAGUUAAUAGAACAAGGCCUUUCCUCUUUGCUGUACCUGGUGGAGAGAGUAACCUCUUUGUGUGGGCAUUCCCCACCAUGAGCCUGCAUCUGAGUACUAGGGGAAGCAAGUAGUUUACUGUUUGUCUAGAUCAAGAGGAGCAACUAUGAGUAAUACAAAAUAAUCUUUGGUUUUUAAAAUCUGCCUCAGUGUAGAGUCUUUGAUUGAGUCUUUGCUCUUGGUUGAGACCAAUGGUCAGUCCAGCUGCCAGUAGGAGGCUACCCAGUGAACUGGUCUGGGUCCUUCACUGAGACCCCUGGAGAGAAAUUUCAAAGGCUAUAGGCCUGGGGACCUGAAUCCCCCACCCCAUCCUAUUCUCCCUAACUCCUGUCAUUCAGGCAGGCAGAGCAGCUGGGCAAGGUGGUGAGGGGAUAUCUGUCCUGAUGCUGUCCCAGCUCUGCCUGUUCUUUGGCUCCAGAUGUUACAGCUGGGCCACCCCCUGCACCAGCACCACCUCCAAGAGGUCACUUGUGUUUACUGGUGAGGGACUUUGGGCUGACCAUCACGGUUCCCUGCAAGUCCCAAUUUCCAAGAGAGCCCAAUUCCUCUGCUGAUUCCUCCUACCCCAGUAGAAAUUCUGCUUAUCACACCUCAGCUUUUUAACUGCUGCCAGAUCAAGCUGACCAGUGCAGGACAGGAAGCAUUUCUCCUUUGGACCAAAAUCCCUGUGCUCAGGAGAUGGGACAGCCACGACCCAUCUAAGAGGCACAUUCCUUGUGCAAAUGGCUGGGGUGGCAGCCCCUGCAUGGUCCUCCAGCCUCAGGCUUUGCUCAGCAAGAGCUGCCAAGGUGCUGGGGCCCAGGGGUGUGUUCCUGCCAGCCAGCAGGUGGGGCAGGCUCCCUUGCCCCGGGCGGGAGCAGGGAACAGGGGUGUCCUGCCGAUAUUGUUGCCUUUAAUACUUUUGUAACUUUUCUCUGUCUGUUCUUUUUUCAAUCAGAAGGAAAAAUAAAAAAAAAAAUUAAAAACCCCACAAUG